Schizosaccharomyces cryophilus OY26 is the source of this 3112-nucleotide messenger RNA. Its product is annotated as gamma-glutamyltranspeptidase Ggt1. The transcript has a single exon. Gene Ontology annotation, biological process: glutathione catabolic process. NCBI's taxonomy places the organism in Eukaryota, Fungi, Ascomycota, Schizosaccharomycetes, Schizosaccharomycetales, Schizosaccharomycetaceae. Gene Ontology annotation, cellular component: fungal-type vacuole; plasma membrane. The record is from RefSeq and is a predicted model, not a curated record. Bases 997 to 2889 code for a protein of 630 amino acids. Gene Ontology annotation, molecular function: glutathione gamma-glutamate hydrolase.
CUUGUCCAUGAUACGAGGCAAGAUUUUUUUUACGGUGUGUUAUGUGCUUUUGUUAUUUCUCUAGCAGUUAUAAAUGACUCAAAUUAGGGAAUGUCUUUAAUUUUUACCUCGUUUUACAAAUUUGAACGCGUAUGAAGCGAAAAGAAACUUUUGGCGGUAAAUCAUUGUAGAUGCUACCGUGUCCAUUGUCAGGUUUCAUUGGAAAUAGACAAAAUUGCAACCUUCAAAUGUUUAAACAUAAUUUUAGGAUAAUGAAACGACGGAGGUGUGAAAUUACGGUAGCCUUUAGGUUUAUCCAUGUUCUCUAAAUUUCUCAGCGUCAUCUAUAUGAAUGUUUUACUUUAUUUAAAACUUUUUACACGAUUCGGAUCUCUAAUUGUAUGCUGAUGGCCUUGACAAAACGAUAAAACUUUAAAAGCACAAUCGCUUAACUUGUUGAGUUCUCAAAAAAGAAGUCAUAAAAAAAAAGAGAAAAAAUAAGGUAAACAAAAAAAAAGAACUGCUACCGUUUCAAUUAACGUACAUUUGGAAACGGCUAACUCAUUUUUCUGAAAUCAACUAGCCUUUCAAUGUUAUAAAACAUGAAACAUAUCGUUGCUCACGUAAUUCAUUUCCUUUUAUUUUCUAUUUCUGACUGGUCUGGAGCUCUAAAAAAUGAAGCGAUUAUAAGAGAUUUGAACGCGACCCUAUGUAAAUUUUGUUUGUUUGUUUUUACCUAAUACACCACCACUGUUGCUUUACCUUGCACCUUCGAGAGUAUAAAACGAAACGUCGACCUUCAAUGCCUUAUUUAAGGUAAAAGAGUCUUUUUAGUUUGGAUAUCGUUUUGCGACACUUUUUUUUUUUUAAUUUAGGCAGAGAUUUGGUGAUUCUCCUUCAUGGUUUCAUAUAACCAAUAAAGUCAGGCAAAAACAAGACAUACGCGAAUAUUUAUAAAUCUACGCUAUUCUUACAUUGAAGUUUCUCUUAUAUUUGUUUCUUUGGCUCGUUGGAAGAAUGAAAUCAAAUUCGUUUGCUCGUAAGAAAAAUGAUGAGUCUAUUGUUUUUGGUAAACCCAAUGAAACCUCAAAGUCUCAGUCUUUUUCAUCAAAAAUCUCUAAAAAUAACGAAACAAAUUCAAUAGAAAGGUCAUCCCGUCCAUCGCUAUUGGUUAUUUUUACCGUUCUACUUGCUGCUAUUUUCUCACUGAAAAUUUGGCCUGUACGCUUUGAUGAUUUUCAUUCAGUUAGCGAAAUACCUUUUCAUAAAUAUAAAAACAAGGGAGAUCACCAAACUGUUAUUGAAGGAAGGAAUGGUGCAGUCGCUACGGAAGAACACACAUGCUCCGUAGUUGGAACUAAUAUCUUAAAAGCUGGUGGUAAUGCUGUAGAUGCAGCUAUUGCUAGUGGCAUAUGUAUUGGUGCAGUUAAUUCUUUUUCCAGUGGGAUUGGUGGUGGAGGAUUUAUGCUGAUUCGGCAUCCUAAUGGAACAGCCCACUCACUAAAUUUUAGAGAGACAGCUCCUUCAGGUUCACAUAAAGACAUGUUUCAUGGAAAUCCAGAAGUUUCUCAGGUUGGUGGUUUAUCUGUCGCUGUUCCAGGAGAGGUUGCCGGCUACGAAGUAGCAUGGAAGCUGUACGGUAAACUCCCUUGGGCUAAACUUUUUGAGCCCACAAUAAACCUUAUGAGGUAUGGAAUGCCUAUGCCCAAAGAAUUAGCUUCACGUCUUCGUCGUCCUGAAUUUGAUUAUUUCAAAACUCAUCCUACCUGGUCCAAAGUGUAUGCCCCUAAUGGACGACUUCUAAAGGCUGAUGAAAAAUUUUACCGCCCUACCUUGGCUGCAACCCUCGAAGAAAUCAGUAAAUAUGGUGCUGAAGUGUUCUAUAAAGGCAGCAUCGCUAAGCGGUUAGUAGAUUUCGUUCAGAAGGAAGGUGGUAUUCUCACCAUGGAAGACAUGGCUAACUUUUCAGUCAUCGUGGAAAACCCAGUAUAUGGAAGCUUUGAAGGUCGUGAAGUUAUUACUUGUGGGGCUCCUUGCAGUGGUGAGGUCUUAAUAUUGGGUCUGAAUAUCCUGUCUGAGUUUGACUUCGCUCGAGGAUCUUCCAUCUUAGGAUGUGAAAUUACUGACUUGGGUCUUCAUCAAUUAAUUGAGACUAUGAAAUGGAUGUCUGCUGGCCGUACUUUACUAGGAGAUCCAACUUUCUUUGACAAUUCCGAACACGUCGCUCAGCUUCUCUCCAAGAAGCAUGCAGAUGAUAUUCGCGCAAAUAUAUCUCUAGACCAUACGUACGAUUUCAUUCAUUACCACGCAGAAUAUGAUUUCCCCCAAGAUCAUGGAACUACACAUCUUUCAGUGAUUGAUAAAGACAAUAUGGCUGUAGGCUUGACGGCUUCAAUAAAUCUUCUUUUUGGAGCUCAGAUAAUGGAACCAAAAACCGGUGUCAUUCUGAAUGACCAUAUGGAUGACUUUGCGAGUCCUGGUAUUAUCAACGCUUUCGGUCUUAGCCCCUCGCCUUAUAACUUUAUUCAACCUGGUAAAAGACCACAAAGUUCUGCUGUUCCUACCAUUCUUGUAAAUAAUGGAACUGUUGAGAUGGUUUUGGGUGGCAGCGGCGGCAGUCGUAUCGUCACUGCCGUCUUAGACACGAUCAUAAAAAAAUACAAAUGGAACAAGUCUUUAUUGGAUUCCAUCGAGAGUCCUAGAUUUCAUCAUCAGUUAAUGCCAAAUAUUGCAUACAUUGAUGAAACUGUUGAAGAUGAAGUGAGGCUAGCUUUGGAGAAAUUUGGACAUGUAAUAGACCUAAUUCCAGUUCAAUCUCCGUUCAGUGAAAUUCAAGCAGUUUUUCGGUCAAAUAAUACCUUGUAUGCUAUUAGUGAUAGCAGGAAACAAGCUGUGGCAGCAGCAUAUUAAGGAUGCUGAGUGUUGAAAGCAGAUGCUUCUUGACUAUAAUGGAUUAGAAAAUGUUGUUGGUUGGUUAAGCAAACCAUGCAACUUUAACUAAUGUUUAUUAUGAACUCACAUGUAUAGAAAUUAUUUCCUUAGAUAUUCAGGUUUUUGAGAAAAAGUAAUUGGAAUCUAACAUUUAUUACUAGAGGUAAUAUAAAUUAAUGGGCUAUUUGUGUUUAGAUAUGAG